CAUCCGCAAUCACAGAUAUUUACUAUAUUUAUCUCCUCUUUCCUCCAUCCGUACGUCCUGCUCCUGCUUUCUGCUUCUCACCCUUCUUCCUGUCUUGGGUAUGAUGAUGAGCUCCAGCCUGCUGGAAAAUCCGGUGCAGGCGAUUCUGUACCUGCGGGAGCUCACCACCAUCGUCCAGAACCAACAGAGUCUCAUCCAGACCCAGCGCUCCCGGAUAGAGGCGCUGGACCGACGGGUGGACGAACUCAUCGGCGAGAAUAGGCACUUGCAGGACGUCAGGGUACAACAGGAGCAUCCUUACCAUCACCAAUAUCACCAUCACCCCGACCCCAGCUGCUUUCAUCAACAUCCCCACCCCCAGGACCCUCAGGUAAAGACCAGUGUGGGGUCUCUGCCAGACCAGGCAGCGGCACCAGCAGAAGUCGAGGUGACUCCGGUUGUCCAGCCGUUGCCUCCCCAACCUAUGGACCCGGGGGACAUGCAGCUGGUCCCGGCCGACCUGUCUACGGUUUCCCCAGUUGACAGUGACCCGGAAAACGGCGGAAGUUUCCAAAGCUGCCGCUCUGUGGUUCUGAUGACCCCCACAACCCUUUGUCAAUCCCUGGCCCUGGCCAGGAAUUCAGAGAGCGAGAACGUGCUGCAUCAGUUUUGCUGCCCCGCCCCUGAGCAUCCAGAGGCUGACACUACCGGCUCAUCCAGUGGACAGAUGCUGAGUCUGGAGGAUGGAACAUCCUCUGGUGGUGGACAGGAAGUGGAGGGGACCAAGAGAGAGGGACCGAGCAAGUACGAGAUCAGCCUUGAGAAUAAGAACAAGCAGAUAGAUGAGUUGGAGCAGAAAUAUGGAGGCCAUCUUAUAGCGAGGCGGGCAGCCCGUCGCAUCCAGACGGCCUUCCGUCAGUACCAGCUCAGCAAAAACUUCCAGAAGAUCCGUAACUCUCUGUCGGAGAGCAAGUUGCCCCGCCGGAUCUCCUUGCGCCAUCCGAGUCCUUCAGGCCGAAACAGGAACACAGCCCAGAGACACAGUUACAGUCUGCACCCUGCAGGAGUGCAGAUUCCCUUGCGCUCCAAAACUCCUCCUCCUCCUCCCCCAUGUCGCUCCACCUCUCUGCCCCCUUCUCCUGCGUCUACCCCAGCAGCUGGUCGCUCUCCUGGCCCAGCCCCACCUCAAACCCCUGGACAAACACUCACACAGCUGGAGGACUGCUUCUCUGACCAGCUUCAUUCCUUGGCUCAGUCAAUUGAUGACACCCUUCGUGGUUGGAGCUUGUCGGAAGGUGGAGACGGGAAGGGGCUACUGAUGGAUCCUGGGGCCCUCCGUGCAGCUGCUGAGAGUGCUCGUCUGCCUCGCAGUGCGAGCUCGCUGCUCAUGGCCUUCAGGGAUGUCACUGUUCAUAUCGACAGCAAUAACUCCUACACCAUCUCCACCGCCACCACCACAACCACCACCUCUUUGGGCAAUGCGGGCGGGGGAGAGUCGGGCAGUAGGAAGACUUCUAUGAGCGGGAUGGCUGGAGGCGGAGAUGGCCACUGUGCAGAGGAGCCAGAGUUUCCUGCACCUCCACCCAUUGAGGAGCUUCAAAUGGCUGAUCUAGGAUCCAGGAGGGGCUCAGUAGUGCCAGUUGGAGGAGGAGGAGGAAUGGAGGGGGAGAGUGGCUUAAACAGACUGGGGUCCACAUCCACUUCUACCUCCACCUCUAUCUCCACCUCAGCCCAGUCCAACCAGCAACCUGCUCAGAUUUACACCCAGUACCAUCAGUACCACUACACUCAUCCUCAGCAGAUCCCUGGGGGGCCGAGCCCAGAGGCCCUGCAGGCCCUGGUGGUCUCUCUGCCCAGGGACCGCUGCCAGGAUCCAGCCACCUGCCGCUCGCCAACGCUAUCCACAGACACACACCGCAAACGCCUCUACCGUAUAGGACUCAAUCUCUUCAAUGUGAACCCGGAGAGAGGCGUCCACUUCCUAAUCACGCGUGGGUUCGUCCCGGACACAGCCAUUGGAGUGGCUCACUUCCUGCUCCAGAGGAAGGGCCUAAGCAGACAGAUGAUUGGGGAGUUCUUGGGGAACAGCAAACUGCAAUUCAACAGAGAUGUUCUUGAUUGUGUUGUGGAUGAGAUGGAUUUCUCAGGCAUGGAGCUCGACGAAGCCCUCAGAAAGUUCCAGGCUCACGUUCGUGUUCAGGGAGAAGCACAGAAAGUGGAGAGACUCAUCGAGGCCUUUAGCCAGAGGUACUGUAUGUGUAAUCCUGAUGUGGUGCAGCAGUUUCACAACCCAGACACCAUCUUCAUCCUGGCCUUCGCUGUGGUCCUCCUCAACACCGACAUGUACUCACCCAACAUCAAACCCCAGCGCAAAAUGGGCCUCGAUGACUUCAUACGCAACCUAAGAGGUGUGGAUGAUGGAGCUGACAUCCCCAGAGAGAUGGUCGCAGGCAUUUAUGAGAGGAUCCAACAACGAGAGCUCCGCUCCAAUGAAGACCACGUCACCUAUGUGAGCCACGUGGAGCAGUCCAUCCUGGGCCUCAAAACUGUCCUCGCUGUGCCCCACAGACGUCUGGUGUGCUGCUGUCGUCUGUUUGAGGUACCUGACGCCAACAAGCCUCAUAAACAGAAACUGUCCCAGCUCCAGAGAGAGGUCUUCCUCUUCAAUGACCUGCUGCUGAUUCUGAAGCUGUGUCCCAAGAAGAAAAGCUCGGCCUCCUACACCUUCUGUAAAGCUAUGGGUCUUCUGGGAAUGCAGUUUCACCUCUUCAGCAAUGAAUACUACGCCCACGGCAUCACCAUGCUGAGCCCAUUUACUUCAGAGAAGAAGCAGCUGGUGAGUUUCUGCUCCCCGAGUGGAGAAGAACUCAGGAAGUUUGCAGAGGAGCUCCGAGAGGCUAUAACAGAAGUCAACGAGAUGGAGCAGAUACAUAUACAGUGGGAAUUGGAGAGGCAACAAGGCAUCCAGCCAAGCGGCAUACACACCAAUGGCGGGCAAGUGGACACACACACAGGACACGGCUCUCCCUCAGGGCAACAGGAUGCGUACGAUAAAACCGGCAACAACAACACAGUCGAGGUGUCAAUUCACAACAGGCUGCAGACCUAUCAACUGAGCCAACCCAGCAUUGAGUCGAUGCCUCUGGCCCUGGCGGCGACACCCGCCCUGCUCAGCUCCAUCCAGCCUGGAGAGCUUCGCCCAGAAACACUCAUCCAAUGUCAGCAGAUCGUCAAGGUGAUUGUUGUGGACCAGAGUGGGCGAGGGCGGAUGGAGGCCUUCCUCAGCCAAGGCCCGGCUACCCAUCAGCUCAUCCAGUCGGCCAUGUCCACACCUGUGCACGUCAGAGAGGGGGACGGCCCUCAGCCUCCUCUGCCGCCUCCACCUCCACCUUACAACCACCCCCACCAGUUCUGUCCACCUGACUCACCCACGCCCUUCCACCACACCCUGCCUCUCACCCGUAGGCGCAACUCCAGCGGUUCCCGAAGCAUCGUCUGAGUCGAUGGCUACUCUACAAACUUUGGGGGGCAGACACAAACCUCACGUUCACAUGCAGCAACAGACACAUGCUGGAGUACUAGCCUACUCACUUUGAAUGGUAAGAUUAAAGCAUUGCUAAAAACAAGGAAUAUACUGCAUGAGUCUCGGAAAAGGACAAAGGAAAUCGAAACCAACGAGAAUCUAUUCAUAGUCUUUAGUGCUGGUGUUUUUUUUACUAUGGAGCAGCUUUGAUGCCAUUUCUGAAAGACAACUUUUCUUCUGUCAUGUCAACCGGUAGCUGAAGGUGUUGUCUGUCUAGAUUUCACACUCUUAAAACAUCGUGUGACUUUGCUUUUUAAAUAUCACCUUUCCAACAAAUGUGUCUGAGCUUUGACUGAAACUAAGGGGCAUUGUCAGAAAAAGCCAACUGUGGCAGCCCUGAAAGGAUAAGGGAUCACUUCAAAUAUGAAGAACAAACUUAUUUUGUUUUGUUCUCUUUCAGGAUAUUGAUGUUCAGUUCACAUCUCUUUGUUCAGUCCAGGUUUCCAGUGUUAGAUACCGCUCUCUGUGAAGAAGCAUUUCAGAUGAGCUAAUAUUCUCCUCACCGCAAUCUUUUUUUCCCCUCUCAUCUCUGCAUAAUGUGAAGAAACAAGAGUGCCAGUUUAUUUGUUUCCUUCAUCUACUAGGGAACAGGUCACCAGUGUGUGAGGCAGAAGGCCAAAACAAGGUGAAUUGCUCUUGCAUCUCUACCCUGUCAUGUGCAGUAAGCACGGAUGAUGCCACUCACGAAACCAUCCUAAAACCACCUGACGACAAUCAUAUUUUCUGUGCUUCAUUGUUGUGUGUUCUAAACUUGUAUGAGACGCUAUCUUCACAAUAGUGUAUGACUGCCCUGAUUAUGUGGCAUUUCGCUCCCACAGAGCUCAGGAGAUUAUUUGCUGCACUGUAACAUGUAAUAUCUGAGUUGUACUGAGCGCAGUGUGCUUGUGGACUGUGUUCAGCCUGCUUACUCGUGGGCAGCAGGGAGUAAGUAAUCCAAAACAAGGCGACAAUAGCCAAAUGGACGCUUUUCUCCUGCUGCACAUUUACUCCUAAUGGGUUACCUAGUGUGAAUACUGUUGUUACCUUCGGAUUUAGGCAAUAUUUGUGCCCAGAAAACUCUUAGCUUUAGUUUGAAAAUGUAUAUGAAUCGCUCCAUACAGGGUAGACUAAGGUCACCUCACAAAAACAUGACUCCCCUCGCACAAAAUAUAUUUUUCCUUGCACACUGAAAGUUAUAUAAGCAGAGUUGCAUUUCUAUACUGAAUGUUAAAUCGGGAAGCGGUAUUGAUAAUGGAUGGAUGUUAAAUAGGGGGGAAACUGAAGAUGGAAUAACAUGGAAUAAUUAUUGAUUUUAUCAUCGGGUUGUCUGUCCAGUGUCGAUAGUUCGAGCUUGAGCCAGUUUGUACAGCAGAUUGCAAAUCAUCCAACUGAGACACACCGAACAUGUCUUGUACCUUUUGCACCACAGAAUAUAUUGGAUAUUUUGUUUAUAGAUAAUAUAGAUUUAUUCUGAAAAAGUGAUUGGUUUGCCCAGUGUGUGUAUCUACGUAUGUAUUUGUACAGAGAAGAAUCUAGUUUAAAAAAGGAUAUUAUAGUUAUCAUAGCUAUUAUUAUAGCUAUUAUUAUUAUUAUUAUUAUUAUUAUUAUUAUUAUUAUUAUUAUUCACAUUUAAUAUGAAGGAGUGUCCUGAAUCCCACUGCUACGAGAGGCAGUAAACAGACAGUUUUUAUAGAACACACUCCAGUUACCAUGGUAACACACAGAGAUAUAAAUACAGAUCUACAUUUAUUAUGAAAUUAUAGUCAUAUUAUUAUCGAAUAAUUAGGAGAUCGCUGUGUCACCUGUUCAGGUGUGUAAAGGGCUAUGCUGUAUUGAUGAAUAUGUGAAGUGAAUCACAGGUCAUGCACACAUGUGCAUACAUAACCACACGCACACGCUGACAUACACAAACAUGCACAUAGCUGCUAAAGCAACAGCAAAUCCAACUGAGAAUCAUCUUCGAGACGGAUUUCUCGAGUAAACAACCCCACUUUGUUUACUGUAAACUCUGACUUACUUGUACUAUAGAGCAUGAUAUUGUUUUUGUCAUUAACAGUACACACGGGCAGUUUAAUUAUAUGUUGUAUCAUUAUUGUCGGGGCAUGUUGGGCUGAUUGAUGUCAUUUUCUCCCCUUGCUCUACUUCCUGUCUGCCCGACCCCUUGCCCCCGCCUUCUCUGUGGUUGUCAUGGAGACGCACCACUCUGCAUCCUCACUGUCAUUAAUCUUUGCACCCUCACAAUAUUUCUAAAAGGGGAGAUUUCUUAAAGAUCAACAUGUUUACUAAUGGAAUAUUUCAAUUUUUUUUUCUGUUCAAAGAGAAUGAAAGAAUAAAGUAGUUUUUACUCUCGGUU
Messenger RNA from Pseudoliparis swirei, 5894 nucleotides. RefSeq names its product IQ motif and Sec7 domain ArfGEF 3b (gene iqsec3b). The record is from RefSeq and is a predicted model, not a curated record. Lineage: Eukaryota; Metazoa; Chordata; Actinopteri; Perciformes; Liparidae. The transcript is spliced from 15 exons. The coding region runs from base 101 to 3478 and encodes 1125 amino acids. Gene Ontology annotation, molecular function: guanyl-nucleotide exchange factor activity; protein binding. Gene Ontology annotation, biological process: actin cytoskeleton organization; regulation of ARF protein signal transduction.